AUGGACUCCGUUAAAUUACCGUAUGAGAUUCACGCCUCGGAAGAUCUAGGAAGGUACCUGGUAGCAUCAAGAGACUUGUCACCUGGCGAUUUAGUGAUAGAAGAGUCCCCAAUAGUAUUUGGUCCCAAAGCAAUGCCUGAUCCGGAAUCUAAAAUGCCUUGUGUGGGCUGUUAUAAGCCCAUCUUUACGGAUGUUGGUGAACGUUGUUCCAAAUGUGGCUGGCCAGUAUGUUCCGGCAACUGUCCGGGCCUCACAGACCCAAGACAUCAUGGCGUGGAGUGUCACAUACUGAGUUCAAGGCCGGACUGCGUUUUGGAUAAUAUGGCUGAAUAUUAUAGACAUGACGCACUUCUCCCACUCCGCUGUGUUCUACUACAAAAUAUAGAUCCUGAGAGAUGGAAGCAAGUGAUGGAUAUGCAAUCACAUAUGGAGAGUAGAGCACCUGGCACUGAAGCUUAUGACGAAGCGGACGAAUUUAUAAUCGAGUAUCUUAUAACCAAUUUCAUCUCAAGAUUGGACGGUGAAGUCAAGACGAAAUACCUUCCCAAUACCUCAAAGUACCUAUUACAUACAAUUUGUGGUAUAAUUGAUACGAACGCACUAGAAAUACGUCUACCUGAAGGAUCGGAGUUAAAUGGAUUAUACGCAAAAACAAGUGUCAUGGAACAUAGCUGUGUACCGAACACGAAACAUACUUUCAAUAUUGAAAAUAACCUAAAUAUUUGUGUCAAAGUAGUCGUGCCAAUAUUAAUGGGUCAACAUAUAGCCACAAUGUAUAGUCACGCUUUAUGGGGAACUCAGGCAAGACGGCAACAUUUAAAGGAAACGAAAUAUUUUUCAUGCAAAUGCCUUAGAUGUACUGACCCCACAGAGUUAGGGACAUAUCUAAGUGCUAUGAAGUGCAUGGGCGAUGGAAAGGAAACAUGCGACGGGAUACAUCUACCAGAAGACCCUUUAGAUGAUGAAACAGACUGGGCUUGCAGUAAAUGUAAAGUUAAAGUUGGUAAUUCACAAGUCAACGCGAUAAUUUCUCAAAUGGGGGAAGAGGUUGAUGGAGUCUUAAUGAUGGGAGGUGCUGUACCAAUAUUAGAAAACAUUAUAUGCAGAUUAACAAUGUUCCUGCAUCCGAACCAUUAUCAUAUAUACUCAAUAAAACACUCACUCGUUCAGUUAUAUGGUAGACAACCUAGCUAUUCAACGGAAGAUAUUUUGGACAAGAAAAUCAAAAUGUGUAAAGAUCUUAUUUUUAUCACUAAAACUUUGGACCCAGGAAACGCUAGACUGAGUUUAUACAACUCAGUUUUACAUCAUGAAUUACACGCAGCUUUGGUUCUAAAAUCUAAAAAGGUUAAAAGUUGUUUAAAAACACAUGAAGAGCUUUUAAAAGAAGCUAAAGAUGCAAUAGAAAUAGCUUUAAGCUCACUAAGUGACGAUCUCGGAGAGUCGUCCGGUAGAAAACUGUUUUCGGUAAUUGAAAGGAGUGAAAGGGAAUUUAAGGUGUUUUGUAAGCAAAAUAAUGUUACUUUUUAA
Molecule: messenger RNA, 1530 nt
Organism: Pieris macdunnoughi
Lineage: Eukaryota; Metazoa; Arthropoda; Insecta; Lepidoptera; Pieridae
Source: the annotation of a GenBank genome assembly